CACAUACACAAUCCAAAUCAUGACAGCUGACGUUUUAAGCUGUCAAAUCGAAUUUUUAUUUAAAUGGGUUGUUAAUUUGUAUUCAUUUUCAAAUUGUGAAAUCAAGCAAAAGGAUCUUUAUAGGUAGUUAUCAAAAACAUAAUAAGUACGUAAAAAUGGGAGAAAACGAAUUCGGUCUAACAACAGCUCAAGCUCUGCAUAACCUACAAAACGACAUCACAAUGUUGUUAAUUCAAUUUAAAUUAUCGCAAAAGGCGCGAAACACCAAAUCAUGGCUGCGAGACACCUUCCAUCACAAUAGUCAUUACACAACAAUUAAUUGGGUUUCUAUCUUCAUCAUUGUCCUUGUUUGCCUUGUAUUAAUUGGUUUUGCAAACUAUUGGCUAACGUUUUUUAUCACAAUUUUAUUAGGUGCGAAUAUCUUGUUGGAAAUGUUGCAUAAUAAACAAAGACAUGAUGAAAUUCCUCGACGAAUUUCACAGAUUCUAGCAAAGUUAAAGAAUGAUGCUAAAUACAUUUCGUGGGAACUUGACAAUUACCCACAUUUGCUUUUACCAUACUCUCCUUGCAUUACAUUGCAGUGGACGUAUAGAGACGGCAAGCUUGUGAAUUUGCCUUGGGCUUUGUUGGUAAAAGACGAUAUUGUAUUAAUACGCCCAGGCCAAAUCAGUCCAGGCUAUUGUGAAUCUCUCGAUAAGUGCCUCGAGUACCCUCUCUUACACGCGAAAGAAGUGUACGGUCCGAGUUUGCAGAAUGCUAAUGAGUUUUUUAGUACACCCAAGUCUAGAAAGCCUCUCGAAAAUAGGCAAUAUCGACUUUUGGAGACGCCCUACUUGAAUAACUUGAAAAUCACUUUGGAGCAGUCUUUAGAUCGGCCUAUCACCAUACAAAAUCAGCAGCGUCAUUUUAUAACUAUUAGAAUCGUAGAACGUUUCAUUCUUCCAUGUGUACUAAUCUUAAGUUUAGUCGCCGGUGUUAUCAAGUAUUAUUUUAUGGAAGUAUUCCGCGAUGAAGUCUGGUACGAAUUAUUUUUAUUCGUGCCCGUUCCGCUCAUUAUACCGUUGAUUCCGCUCGUUUUUCCACUUGCUUGGAAUUUUCUUAACAUAUACGGGAUAGCCAGAUUUAAGAGUGUAUUCGAUCAAACUCUGACCUUACAACCAAAUGAUAGCUUCAAUGAGCACGGUGAAGUUGAUAAUUUUAAUUAUAAAUCUAUCUAUAAAGAUAUCUGGACAAAUUUCUUUAAGAUACUCGACGGUAAGGAUGGCAUGUUGGUGCAUACUGCGAAUAUAUUGCACGUUAUGGGAUCUCUGACGGCACUCUGCUGUGUGGAUAAAAAAGGCAUUUUGUCAUGGCCGAAUCCCACUACUGAGAAAGUAUUUUUUCUUCAUAAUAGUGAGAGCAUUUCUCAGGCAUCAAGUUUGGCAAAUUUAGGUGAUUUAAGUACAGACGCAGAUAGUUUGCACGGAACUAGUGAUAGCCUACAAAAUAAUGACAAUAUUGUGACCACUGUAGCGGAAGUGUUAGAUUUGACACACGAUCAAAAUCAUCCGUUUAAGAUACACUUUGAUGACACCGCAUGGCAGAAACAUUUAAAUUCCCUCAAGCCAUUGGGACUUGCUAUCCUGUUAAAUACUUGCAAUGUAAACACUCAGGAAUACUAUACGAAAUUUUGCUCACACAUUACAUGCGAAGCAAUGUACAAUGAAAACCUGAUACCUGUCACGAACAGAAGAUGUUUAUGCGAAUUGGCGCGAGAAAUUGGAUUCGUUGACGAGGCGCAAAAAAUUUUUGCACUAGAACAGCAGCUCUCCAGCUUUCGUCAUCUGCAAAACGAAACCGCGAGGCGCGAUAAUAAAUUCGCUCGAUCCUUAAAUUUAUCGACGAAGCUAAAGUUUCAAUUUCCCCACAUGUUUGCCGUUGUGAUUAAGGAGCUUAAUAGCGGAUCUAUGCAGCUGCUGUCGCAGGGUACGGCCGACAUGGUUCUCGAUUCUUGCAUCGAUUACUGGGACGGGCACGAUCUGUGUCCUCUUACAAGUUCGGAACGAAAGAAAAUUCAAGAUUUUUAUCAGCGUUGUAGUUUAACCGCCUACUGUACAGCUUUUGCGUACAGACCCUUGCACAAGAAGGUAAAUGAAAAAUUGAGCCGGAUGUACCUAGAAUUACCGAGCGACAGUCAACAUUUGUAUUUAAAUAAUCACAGCCCGACUUUGAUUCAUUGCGACUGUAGGACAGUGUUAGAGCCGCGGAUUAAGCCCCCUCUCGGCCAGUUUUUUAGCACAGAUUCACUACUUUAUAAUGACAGCCCUGGUUCGGAUGCUUCCGACACGGAUAGUUGUUUUGAGUUACAAUGCAAUCAAGUUUUCAUUGGGAUGGUGACUAUGCAGUAUCAAGUUCUUCAUGACAUGGUUCAGCUUAUUGAACAAUUAGAAGGAGCGUGUAUUCGGUUUGUGCACUUCAGUAAAGAGAACGAAUUACGCUCGCGUGUAUUUAGCGAAAAGAUGGGAUUGGAGAGCGGAUGGAAUUGCCACAUAUCCUUGCUUAGUGAAAGAAGCAGGAGAGAAAGUGGACCUACAGAGUGUUGGGCUAAUAAUGGAACCGUACGCGUUUGUUCGCCAGCCGAUUUACCACGGCGUGUAGGUUAUCUUAGAAAUCGUAAAGCAAACUCUCCAACAACUGAAGAAAGGCUAAUGCGUGAUACUGAUAGUACGCUCGAUUCAACGAAAGCGCUAAGCUACUCGGCACCUAGCGCCAUUAAUAUUGAGCAGUCGGUCGUUAAGUUUGACAUCGAAAAUCAAACGUUAAAGACCCACGUCUAUGACAACAAUAUUGAAUACAAAGACGACGUCGAGGCCAACUGUCCGUCGCACGAAUGGCAAUCUCUUAGUUGUCUGACCGAUAGCACUGAGCAAAGUGCUCCGAUUAAUUUCGACUUAAGCAAUCGCGCGAAUUUACCGCGGGGUAUCGACAAAAUUCGGCCUCACAUCGAAAACAUAGACAACGUUCCUUUGUUAGUAUCUCUAUUCACCGACUGCACCUCCUCGAAUACUAAGGAAAUGCUUCGCAUAAUGCAGGAUUACGGCGAGGUAAUUUGCGUUAUGGGCUCAUCUGCAAAUUAUGACAGCGUUGGCCUGUUCAUGCAAGCCGACGCCAGCGUUGCAGUUGAACCUUUAUAUCCGCAGUUGUGCCAAAAGGUACCUUCGUAUGCCCCAGUUAAGAACGGUUCAAUUUCGCCCGUCGAUCUAUCACGAACUCUGAAUUCUGUUGCUUGCUCUCUGUCGAUUAGACGCGAGGAUCAUCUUUCAAUUAUUUACCUGAUUGUUGAAGCACGCCACUAUAUGGCAUUAAUGUGGAAUACAGUACAAUUUUGGCUGUGUGCAUGCCUAUCACUGAGUGCAAUGCAGUUGGUCGCUAUGCUAGUAACUCUUCCUCCUCUUCUAACGUCGGGCCAAGUAGUAUGGGUGACCGUUUUUCUAAUACCACCUCUGUGCAUUUCUCUAAUGGGGUCGAUCAUCGACAAAGAAAUGAUGAAAAAGCCCCAGGGAAAGAAGCAAAUCUGUAUCAAUUUUGAGGUGGCGGUUUAUAUUUUAUGGUGCUACUGCGCGCGGUUUGUUCUGAUGGUUAUAAUAGUAGUAGGUUUGUAUGCAGGCUGCUUGACUAGCUUCUGCUAUGACAUUUGCGAAGUGCGAAACUGUACUUGUGCGUAUUUUUACUUUCCAACCUACAAGAGCGGCGAGAAAACUGAGUGGUAUGAUUACACUCCAAAUAUUUCGACAACUCAGGAUUUCUGCCUGGUCUUAAUUGCGCUUCAUUUGUUUGCAAUUUCCGUAAGCUUUGUGCAUCGACACUACUCAAUUUGGAGUAAAAGUCCGCACAAAAACCACACCUGGAUGCGUGUACUUAUAUUGCUGUCGAUACUGCAAGCAAUUUUUUCCUACUUUAGCUUUGUUUCGUCAGUUUCGGAUCACCAAAAUUACCGUGAUUUUACUAAAAUACCUUUGGCGAUUUUAAUAUUUGGAUUUUUAUCACCUUUACUUUCGUUGGCAGUGAAUGAAAUAAUUAAACGGGAAGAAAUUAAAGCCAAUUUGAGGCAUCAAAGGAGAGUUCGUUUAGACUUUGGCACUAAACUGGGUAUGAAUUCGCCGUUUUAAGAAUAUGUGUUCCUUUGGUUCCUAAACGUCCUGUCUGGGACGCUAACUCAAAUACUAUAAUAUUACUGAACUUACCAAGAACAAUACAGACAUUUUUGUUUUUGUGUAAAAUAGCAUGAUUGAACUGUAAUAGCUAAUACAUACUUAUCAUCUUAUUUUCAAACACACACUGAUACUCGUUACACCACAUUUAACAAAUGGUCAUAUGAUGACGAAUAAGUGUUUACAAAGGUCUGUAUAUUUCCAAAUACACCAAAUGAAAUUUGUUCAAACUCAUGACAAGGCAUGUCCUUGGUUUUGAACCAUAUAAAAAAUUUGUUGAAUUUACAAUCGCUACUACAGCAAAUUGUUAAUUAUUUUUAUAUUAAAUAAAAGACUGAGCAAUUCAAAACUUUA
Photinus pyralis (common eastern firefly) is the source of this 4544-nucleotide messenger RNA. Its product is annotated as transmembrane protein 94. Gene Ontology annotation, molecular function: nucleotide binding. The record is from RefSeq and is a predicted model, not a curated record. Lineage: Eukaryota; Metazoa; Arthropoda; Insecta; Coleoptera; Lampyridae. The coding region runs from base 156 to 4148 and encodes 1330 amino acids. The transcript is spliced from 19 exons.